ACCAUGGCCACUCAGUACUACAUUGGAGUCGACGUCGGCACCGGCUCGGCUCGUGCAGCUCUCGUCUCGUCCACGGGCGACAUCGUCGCAGAGUCGACCUACGCCACCACCACCUGGCGCGAUGACCGCGAUAAGGACAUCUUCGAGCAGUCGUCUGGCCAGAUCUGGAACUGCAUCGCUACCGCCUGCAAGGACGUCCUGCGCGACUCCAAGGUCGACCCGGCCAGCGUCAAGGGCAUCGGCUUCGACGCGACCUGCUCGCUCGUCGUCGAGGACAUCGAGACCCGCCAGCCCGUCUGCGUCACCCCGGGAUCGUACGACAAGCCGGCCCAGCAGAAGGACGGUUUUGUCCAAGAUAUUUGUCUCUGGGCCGACCAUCGUGCCUCCAAGGAGGCCAAGCAGAUCAACGCGACCAAGAGCAAGUGGCUCAAGUACGUCGGCGACACGAUCUCGCUCGAGAUGGAGGUCCCCAAGAUGCUCUGGCUCAAGAACAACAUGCCGGCGUCGCUCUUCUCGCGCUGCAUGUUCUUCGACCUGCCCGACUGGCUCACGUACCGCGCGACCGACGACCUCGCGAGGUCCAACUGUUCGCUCGCGUGCAAGUGCUCGUACGUCCCGCCGGGCGUCGAGGGGUCCAAGGGUUGGAACGACGAGUUCUUUGAGCAGAUCGGGCUCGGCGACUUUGUCAAGAACGACUUCAUCCAGGUCGGCGGCAUCCCGGGCAAGAACGGCCUCAUCCUCACGGCGGGCCAGCCGGUCGGUGCGGGCUUGUCGAAGAAGGCGGCCGAGGAGCUCGGGCUUCUCGAGGGUACGGCGGUCGGGAGCGCCGUCAUCGACGCGUACGCCGGCUGGAUCGGCACCGUCGCGGCGCCGAUGGAGGGCCAGAAGACGACGACUCUCGACGACGCCCAGCACCGACUGGCCGCCGUCGCCGGGACGAGUACCUGCCACCUGAUCGCUAGCCCUUCAUCGCGGAAAGUGACAUCCGUGUGGGGUCCAUACCUGCAUGCGAUCUUUCCUGGAUACUGGAUGAACGAGGGCGGCCAGUCGUCGACGGGCCAGCUCCUCGACUUCAUGGUCGACACGCACCCGGCGGCCGACAAGCUCAAGCAGAUGGCGGCCGAGCGCGGCACGAACCACUUUGCGCUCCUCACCGAGCUCCUCGAGCAGAUGGUCGUCGACAAGAAGGCGCCGUUCAUGAGCUACCUCACGCGCGACAUGCACGUGUACCCGGACCUGCACGGUAACCGCUCGCCGCUCGCCGACGUCGACAUGCGCGGCAUGCUCAUCGGCAUGCAGCUCGACAAGACGGUCGGCGACCUCGCGCUGCGCUACUACGCGACGGGCGAGGCCAUCGCGCUCCAGACGCGCCAGAUCAUCGACGAGAUGAACAAGGCCGGCCACAAGAUCGAGAGCAUCUUCAUGUCGGGCGGCCUCGUCAAGAACCGCUUCCUCAUGAGCCUCAUCUCCGACAUCUGCAACAUGCCCGUCCAGCUGCCGUACUCGCACUCGGCAUCGGUCGUCCUCGGGUCGGCCAUGCUCGGCGCCGCCGCCGCCGAGGAGGCCGACCGUCUCGCGUCGCAGGGCGAGAAGCUCGAGAGCCAGAAGGCGGCCGAGACGAGCUCGUACGGCAUGAAGGAGCGCCUGUGGGACGCCAUGAUCCGCAUGUCGCGCCCGGGCACGACGGUCCACCCGUCGGCGUCGCCCGAGGAGCUCAAGCUUCUCGAGGCCAAGUACAAGAUCUUCCGCGACAUGAUCGACGUGCAGCGCAGGUGGCGCAAGGAGGUGCGCGAGGCGCUCGACGAGGAGGCGCACUAGACGCGUCCCCUCUUUUCUCUCGCGCGCGAGGAGAGUCGGCCCGGUAGACGAAGAAAGACUCUCGAUGCAGUGGAUACCCUUGUCUGUGCGCCU
Rhodotorula graminis WP1 is the source of this 1911-nucleotide messenger RNA. RefSeq lists its product as uncharacterized. The record is from RefSeq and is a predicted model, not a curated record. The coding region runs from base 4 to 1818 and encodes 604 amino acids. The transcript is spliced from 12 exons. Lineage: Eukaryota; Fungi; Basidiomycota; Microbotryomycetes; Sporidiobolales; Sporidiobolaceae. Gene Ontology annotation, biological process: carbohydrate metabolic process. Gene Ontology annotation, molecular function: kinase activity; phosphotransferase activity, alcohol group as acceptor.